AUGGUGCAAAAGAAGGUUGCCGCCGCCAAAGUGAAGGCCGAGGGGUCGAAGUGCUUGGCUUCGCGAGUCGAGGGGGAGGAGAAUAAGGCAAAAGUGAUGAACGACUUCAACUACAGAAUCAAGAGUGCACCGUCCGCAGCUCGCCAGUUCUACAAUAAACAUCUCAAAUUCUCGAAAAUGAACAAUCCCGAGAAGAGGAAAUUCGUAGAGGAAGUGAUUGCAGGCAACUUCGAGUCCGAAUACUUUCGCAGGUUCGAGAAGGUGGCCAAGGUCGACACCAACAGCGAGACGGGAACGUGGAUGAGCUGGAAGCAGAUCACUGACCUCGACGGCGAAGCGUUGGUGAAUGUGCAGAUCCAGCAGAAGACGGUCAUCACGAGGCCGCACAGCAAGCUCGAUGCGGAGGCUGAGAGCACCAAGUCCCUUCCAGAGCACGAGAGGCUGGAAUACAAGAAAGUUUCGGAGGUGGAGUCUACGCUGACGUCUAUAGAGACAGGCGCGACGCGCUCUACCGACGCUGUUCCGCCAGAGGAGGACGACGACGAUCCAGAGAGGGACGAACAUAACAAGAAGUCGAUGUCGGUCAUCCGCAAGACCCACAACGCCCACCAGAACGCCUCAAUCGGCAUCAAGAUGCGGCUGGGCAAGUACAAGGACAACAGGUACGUCGCGGAGCUCUACAGCGAAUCGUUGGCCAUGUGGAAGAAGAUGCAGGCGCACGACAAGAAGUUGACGAAGUUCUUGGAGUCAGCAAUGGCCUCAGAUGAGCCGAUCGCGCAGGCUGACCUUUCUAAUUGCGAGUCCAUUGCGAGGGAGCUCGACGAUGUGAAGAAAAAUCUCAACAAGAAGUUGAACGUCAUGGCGUCGGUCGAGAAGCAGAUGGCCCCCAAGACCGCUGACGCCGAGGCCAGCAAGACGGCCGACAGCUGA
Molecule: messenger RNA, 930 nt
Organism: Prorocentrum cordatum
Lineage: Eukaryota; Dinophyceae; Prorocentrales; Prorocentraceae
Source: the annotation of a GenBank genome assembly